This is a messenger RNA of Carassius gibelio (silver crucian carp), 3080 nucleotides long. RefSeq names its product DDB1- and CUL4-associated factor 5. The transcript has 8 exons. The record is from RefSeq and is a predicted model, not a curated record. Lineage: Eukaryota; Metazoa; Chordata; Actinopteri; Cypriniformes; Cyprinidae. Bases 239 to 2620 code for a protein of 793 amino acids. Gene Ontology annotation, molecular function: protein binding. Gene Ontology annotation, biological process: negative regulation of fatty acid biosynthetic process. Gene Ontology annotation, cellular component: cytoplasm; Cul4-RING E3 ubiquitin ligase complex.
GUUCGGUGAGUGAUCCGCUCUUGUGACGUCAUCACCCUUGCACCGGAGCAGGAAGUGCCGGCGGUCGGUGGGACUCUAAACAACCUUCUGUUUUUGCUGCGCACUUUCAUGCUUUACCGAGCAAACAUGUAACGGUACAUCCUCCAGCCGAAGCAGAAUCCACCGAAUCAUACCCGAGCUCAAGCCCAUGACGGCCGGAACACUCUAGCGGCGGCGUUGAGACUCGUUUACCGGAGAGAUGAAGAAGGUGCGGGGCUGCGGCAUGCGGAGCGCCGUCGGGUUCCUCUCCCGCAGGACGGUCGUCGGACAGCCGCAGCUGAAGGAGGACUUCCAGCGGCGCAGACUGGCCGGCUGCUCCAGCCUCUAUAAGAAGGACAUGCUCGGCCACUUCGGCUGCGUCAACGCCAUCGAGUUCUCCAACAAUGGAGGCCAGUGGCUGGUGUCCGGUGGAGAUGACCGCAGGGUGUUGCUGUGGCACAUGGAGAAAGCAAUACACUCACGAGCCAAACCGAUCAAGUUGAAGGGGGAGCACCUGUCCAACAUCUUCUGCCUGGCAUUUGACAGCACCAACAAACGUGUUUUCUCAGGAGGAAAUGAUGAGCAGGUCAUUCUGCACGACGUAGAACGAGGCGAGACGCUCAAUGUCUUUUUGCAUGAUGAUGCUGUGUAUGGUCUGUCCGUCAGUCCCGUUAAUGAUAACGUCUUCGCCAGCUCCUCUGAUGAUGGCCGAGUUCUCAUAUGGGACACGAGAGAACCGCCACAUGGAGAACCGUUCUGCUUGGCCAACUACCCCUCAGCGUUCCACAGCGUGAUGUUUAACCCGGUAGAACCCCGUCUGCUGGCCACUGCAAACUCUAAAGAGGGAGUGGGACUGUGGGACAUCCGCAAACCCCGCAGUUCUCUGUUGCGGUAUGGAGGGAGUUUGUCUCUUCAGAGUGCCAUGAGCGUGCGUUUUAACAGCAUGGGAACGCAGCUGCUGGCUCUGCGCAGACGUCUGCCUCCUGUCCUGUACGAGCUCCACUCUCGUCUGCCCAGCUUCCAGUUUGAUAACCAGGGCUACUUCAACUCCUGUACUAUGAAGAGUUGCUGCUUUGCUGGAGACCAGGACCAGUACAUCUUGUCUGGCUCAGAUGAUUUUAACCUUUACAUGUGGAGAAUCCCCAGUGACCCUGAAGCAGGAGGUCCGGGUCGAGUGGUGAAUGGGGCUUUUAUGGUUCUGAAAGGUCAUCGGUCCAUUGUGAACCAGGUCCGCUUUAACCCUCACACGUACAUGAUCUGCUCCUCGGGGGUGGAGAAGGUCAUUAAGGUAUGGAGUCCAUAUCAGCAGCCAGAUAGUGUUGGUGAUCUGGAAGGCCUGGUGGAGGACAAGUCUCGCUCUCUCUACACUCAUGAGGAAUACAUAAGUCUGGUCCUCAACAGCGGAAGUGGCCUGUCACAUGAUUACGUCAGCCAAUCAGUGCAGGAAGACCCCCGGAUGAUGGCUUUCUUUGACUCGCUGGUUCGGCGUGAGAUUGAGGGGUGGAGCUCGGACUCAGACAGCGAUUUGAGCGAGGGCGCCAUUCUACAGCUGCAUGCAAGAGCUCGACGGUCCACACGCUCCACGCGAUCCACGCCACGAUCCCCUGCUAAUGUAUCCGCCGCUCAUCAGAGCGACUCUGACCACUCCUCUUCAUCCUCAUUGGCUGGACCGGAUGCGUCUGGGGGCGAGCAGACCAAUCAAGAUAGGAGCGUGUCGCAGAGGAGUCGAACGAGGCCUCGUGCAUCUGCGUUUCUGCUAGACCUUGUGAACGAGGAUUCAGAUUCUAGUGGUUUCUGGUUGGACCCGAUGCCCCGUCCCAGAUCUCCAAGUCCACGUGAGAACUCAAGCAUUUCUAGCCACGCCUCCUCAGCAGGCGUGGCCUCCAGUUCUAGUUCCUCCCCUAGCUCAUCUUCUAGCUCCUCCUCUAGCACUGACGGUGUGGAUGAGGACCUGCGCAGGAGCAGGAUGCGACAACGCAAUGCAGCCAGAUGGAGGCGCCAUAUGGGCAUUUCAGGAAGAGACUCAGCCCAAAAUCUUCACGGUGCAACAGAUUCCUCCAACUAUCCCAACAUUUCCAUCCAUGAUCAGUCAUCACCCUCUUCGUCCUCAGGCGACGAAGGUCGAUCUUUCAGGAAUCAUGGAAAAGAAAAACCAAGCGGACGCGGCUCAAGUCCCACGCACUUAUCGGACAGACAAACACGGUCCAGAUGUAGGCGCCGCUUCCCUUCCUCAAUCUCAGGUGGUGACGCUCCUGUGGAGAGGGCAAAAUCCCGAGUGGGCUUUCUCACAGAGUCUGGGGAGGAACCAGAGCAAGGGAGAACUAGCGGGGAAGAGUUAAGUGCUGUGGAGGAAAUAAAUGUGACACUCAGCAGUCGCACCACAGCAGCUGGGGUUAACGGACGUCCACAUGCAGAUGAGAACCGCACAGACUCUAUUCACCCAGAAUGCUCUGGGACAGAACUUAGUAAGAACUCUGGCGACUCCAGAAACCAGGGGGAGCCCUCUGGAAGGGAGAUCUCCAGUGGUGCUGGGAAACGGACUUGUUCAGACUCAGGAGAUGAGGAGGAUUCUCCAUCGGAGAAGAGGGCGAAAAAGUGGUGAUGUCACAGCACAACUCAUUGACUCAGAGUCAAACUUUUUUUGAGUUUUUUUAUUUUUGACGCUUUUGGUUUAUUCUUUUUUUAACCAACUUCCCCUUUUCUCUUUACCUGAUGUCAUGUAUUCUGGGGUCACACCACAGUGAUGACACUAAAAAAAAGAUAUUAGUGACAUUAAUAUGUUAUUGGAAGAAAAAAGUAACUGCAGUGCUUUUGGUUUUGUAAAAUUUUAGUUCUAUUGAACUUGUAACCUUUAUGAUGGGGGUUCCAGUUUUGUUUUGGGCUGUGAGAAGAAAAGGGAUUUGAGAGUUUUUCGAAAAGGAUGCCUGUUUUGAGGAACUGAGGUGGGAAGGUGAGGGGGGGGGGCGUUUGAAAAGCAGUGUUUUCAUGGUAACCUCAUUGAGCAGUAGCUCAAUGAGAGUUGUGCAUUAAAGUUCUGUUCCAGUGUUUUAAUAGAAACCCUC